Molecule: messenger RNA, 2370 nt
Organism: Vicia villosa (hairy vetch)
Lineage: Eukaryota; Viridiplantae; Streptophyta; Magnoliopsida; Fabales; Fabaceae
Product: 3-epi-6-deoxocathasterone 23-monooxygenase CYP90D1-like
Exons: 7
Coding region: 373-1797 (474 amino acids)
Biological process (GO): brassinosteroid homeostasis; brassinosteroid biosynthetic process; multicellular organism development
Molecular function (GO): heme binding; oxidoreductase activity, acting on paired donors, with incorporation or reduction of molecular oxygen, NAD(P)H as one donor, and incorporation of one atom of oxygen; iron ion binding
Source: RefSeq, a predicted model, not a curated record
CAAUAACAAUCAUACCCUUAUGUGGGGACUUAUCCUUAUAUUCUUUGUAUAGCAUGAAACAAAAUCAUAAACUAAGCAGAAACCAACCGUGCAUUCACAGUUAAUAUAAUAUAAGUAAACAUUCCAAUAUCUCAAGAUAUGAAAGAUCCUAUUCUCUAACUUUACUUGCAUUUAAAACCAUUUUUUUACAAGAUUAAAUAUAUUACAUCUUGCCUUUUUUUCCUCUUGCACGCUUACACACACAUGCACAUUGAAAUUAUACAUCUUGAAAGCAAGACGAGGUUAUGGUUGUGUCCACCAUAUAAAUGAUUGAUUAAGUAUAUUUGCAUAUUUAAGCCAAAGUUAGCAAGUAGUAUCAUAGAGAGAAAAAUAAUGGACACUACUUGGAUUCUGUUUGUGGCACCAAUUCUCUUGUGCACUUUGUUCCUCUACUACAGAAAAAGGCUUAGUCUUAAGCUCAAAGCAAAACACAGAAAUCAGCUUCCACUAGGCACUCUUGGAUGGCCUUUUAUUGGUGAAACCAUAGAGUUUGUUUCUUGCGCUUACACCGAUCGCCCUGAAAGCUUCAUGAACAAGCGACGUGCCAUGUAUGGUAAGGUGUUUAAGUCACACAUAUUUGGAAGUCCUACCAUUGUUUCAACAGAUGCAGAUGUGAACAAGUUUAUACUACAAAGUGAUGCAAAGGUUUUUGUUCCUUCUUAUCCCAAGUCAUUGAUGGAGUUGAUGGGAGAAUCUUCUAUUUUGCUCAUCAAUGGAACCUUACAAAGGAGAAUACAUGGACUUAUUGGAGCUUUCUUUAAGUCUCAACAGUUAAAGAUUCAGAUUACCACAGAUAUGGAGAAAUAUGUACAAGAAUCAAUGGCAAAUUGGAAAGAGGACCAACCUAUUUACAUACAAGAUGAAACAAAAAAGAUUGCAUUUCAUGUACUAGUCAAGGCAUUGAUUAGUUUGGAUCCAGGAGAAGAAAUGGAACUUCUGAAAAAACAUUUUCAGGAAUUUAUCUCUGGCCUCAUGUCUUUGCCAAUAAACCUACCAGGAACAAAACUUUAUCAAUCUUUACAGGCAAAAAAGAAAAUGGUGAAACUAGUGAGAAAAACUAUACAAGCUAGAAGAAAUAAAGGCAUCACUGAAGUUCCAAAAGAUGUAGUGGAUGUGCUUCUUAAAGAUACAAGUGAGAAAUUGACAGAUGAUUUAAUAGCCGAUAAUAUUAUUGAUAUGAUGAUUCCUGGAGAGGACUCGGUUCCAGUUCUUAUGACUCUAGCUACUAAGUACCUAUCAGAAUGCCCCGCUGCUUUGCAACAAUUGACGGAGGAAAAUAUAAAGCUCAAGAAACUCAAAGAUCAGGUUGGGGAGCCAUUGUGUUGGAGUGAUUACUUAUCAUUGCCAUUUACUCAAAAAGUUAUAACAGAAAUUUUGAGAAUGGGAAAUAUUAUAAAUGGUGUUAUGAGAAAGGCCUUAAAAAAUGUUGAAGUAAAAGGGUAUUUAAUACCACAAGGAUGGUGUGUGUUUGCAAAUUUUAGAUCAGUUCAUCUAGAUGAGAAAAAUUAUGAGUGUCCAUAUCAAUUCAAUCCAUGGAGGUGGCAAAAUAAGGACAUGAACAGUUCCAAUUUCAGUCCUUUUGGAGGAGGACAAAGGCUGUGUCCUGGUAUUGAUUUGGCCAGGCUAGAAGCUUCCAUAUUUCUACAUCACCUUGUUACUAAAUUCAGAUGGUAUGCUGAAGAAGAUACAAUAGUGAACUUCCCAACAGUAAGAAUGAAAAGAAGGAUGCCUAUCUUAGUAAAAAGAGUGGAAACUUAAGUUGUUCUGGCCAAAAAAGUUUGAAGUCACUUCUACAUACUGAUAUAGUACAAGAACUGAAAAAUACACAAGACAAAAUAAAAGAGGAUUACUGUAGACACACGUGUGGGGAGUUUCAUUAGCUGCUUUGUUUUGUUCCCUUGCAUUUGUCUUUGCACAUAAAGACAAUAGAAAGUUUUGUCUUUUGAAGGACCCAAUGAAUUAGGUUUUUACUUUUCACAAAUUUUUCUUUUCCAUUUUACUUAGUAUGCAAGGGAAGAAAAAGUUGAUUGUAAGAUAAAAAUAUUUUAAAUUAUUAUUAAUUAGAGUGAUAUUAAUAGUAGUUUUAUUUUCAAAUGGAUCUUAAAAUCGCACAGUCAAACUCUUACAGCUGAGAUGACAUCUUAUGUAUAGAAAAAACUCUUAUUUUUUAUUAUUUUUCUCUUUUCCUUUCUUUUAGAAGGAGAGGAUUCAAUCAUGAUGAAUAAGAGGGUCUUGGAAAAGUAGUAGUUUGAAUUUAAGGGUCCCAGAAAGCAAUGAUAUUCAUGGGACAAGUUACUGAAAAACCAUUUUAAAUAUGCAUUUAUUCGGACU